CUGUAUUAAUACACGCGCGGCGCAGACAUUACCCGUCGCAUAAGCCGAGCCUUGCACACAGACAAAAGCAGGCAGAGAGAAACGACGGGAGGGCGUUGCGCGAGCGCCUCGACGGCAUGACAGCCGAUCCGUCGUCGUCGUCGUCGGCCGCGGCGGCGCCGUCGGUGAAGGGCGUGGCGAGGGCGCUGUCCCAGCACCACCGCGCCGUGGUCGGUUUCCUCUUCGGCUUCUUCGUCAUCCUCGUGCUCUACACCACCACGUCCGGCCAGUUCGGGACGACCAACACCAUUGUCGCCCUGCGGUCCACGCCGGCCGAACAGAAUGCCAGGACGUCUCCUCCACCUCCCCCUCCAGCGUCGACACCAGCGUCGUCGUCGGCGCCAAAUAAUAAUUCUACUCAAGGUGCAGUACAUGACAUGGAAAAUGGGAAGAAGGACGAGGCAGCCAAGACGAUGGGAGAAGUACGCAUCGAAGACAAAAACGUACCUGGAACCCAAAUGAAUAAAACGACUGAUACCGUGCAAGCGAAUAGGACAGACCAGUCAGGCCAGACAGUAAAUGAAGCUAGCGACAGGAUGGAGGAAGAGCUCAUUCGGCAAGAACUCGGUCAAGGUGGCGACAAGAACGAGAGCAACGUCAAGCAUGGUGCCCCGCCCAAGCCCAUCUGCGAUCUGUCCGACCCCCGGUACGACAUCUGCGAGAUCUCCGGCGACGCCCGGGCCAUCGGCGUCAACCGUACCAUCCUCUAUGUACCGCCCGCAGCCGAACGCAGCGCCGACGGCCAGGAAUGGGCCAUCAAGGACCAGUCCCGCAAGUACCUGGAGUACAUCGAGAAGGUGAAGGUCAAGACCCUGAGCGCCGCAGAGUCCCUGGUGGCGCCCGAGUGCACCUCCCGGCACGCCGUCCCGGCCGUCGUGUUCGCCAUGAACGGGCUCACGUCCAACCCGUGGCACGACUUCAGCGACGUGAUCGUCCCGCUCUUCAUCACUGCCCGCGCCUACGACGGCGAGGUCCAGUUCCUCGUCACCGACCUCCAGCCGUGGUUCGUGGACAAGUACCGCCUCAUCCUCGCGAACCUGUCCCGCUACGACAUCGUCGACUUCAACAAGGACGCCGGCGUCCGGUGCCACCCGCACAUCGUCGUCGGCCUCCGCAGCCACCGCGACCUCGGCAUCGACCCGACCCGCACGCCGCGCAACUACACGCUGCUGGACUUCCGCAUGUACAUCCGGGACAUCUUCUCGCUGCCGCCCGACGGCCUUGGCAUCCCGUACAAGGAGGCCAAUAAGAACGCGACCGGCGGCGUCGACGGUGGCACGGAGAAACGGAAGCCGCGGCUCAUGCUCAUCAACCGUGGCCGGAACAGGAAGUUCGUCAACAUCCCGGAGAUCUCCGCGGCGGUGAAGGCCGCCGGGUUCGAGGUGGUGGUCGUGGAGCCGCGCCGUGACCUGAGGCUCGAGGAGUUCUCCAAGGCGGUGGACUCGUGCGACGUGCUGAUGGGUGCGCACGGGGCCGGGCUCACAAACUUCUUCUUCCUCCGCACCAACGCGGCGAUGCUGCAGGUGGUGCCGUGGGGCCACAUGGAGCACUCGGCCAUGAUAUUCUACGGCGUGCAGGCCAAGGAGAUGAGGCUGCGGGACGUCGAGUACAGCAUCACCGCCGAGGAGAGCACGCUCUACGAGAAGUACGGCAAGGACCACCCGGCGGUGAGUGACCCGGAGUCGAUACAUAAGCAGGGGUGGCAGCUGGGCAUGAAGUACUACUGGCUGGAGCAGGACAUCAGGCUCAACGUCACCAGAUUUGCUCCAACGCUGCACCAGGUGCUUCGGACGCUCCAGGAAUAGAGGAUAGGAAAUAUAUAUAUUACUCCUAGGUUGAAGCUUCCGAAGCGAAGCACUCCCCAGAAGAAGCGCAGAAAAUCAGAGAAUGAUAUAGCAUGAGAAUGGACUUCACUGAAGAUUUAAAGAUUUUAUUUUGAGAGAAACACAAUGUAUCAACCGCAAAAAAAAAAAACGCACACACACACAAACAAACAAUUUAUACCCUUGAACUUAUGGCCAAGUUCAGCGGUUACCCUUUGUACGGUUCUCCCUAGUGAGGAUGUUGUCGUGGAGCUUAGUUGUCCUAGGAAGUGGUGUGAUGUUGUCUUCGUAUUGUCCGGUUAUCCCGGGAUCUGCUUUGUAAGAGGGUUGUCACACAAUCUUGUAUCGUUCAACUGUGCAGUUUGAUUUGUGCUUUAUCUAUAAAGCGGGGUGAAUGUCUGUUUUGUGAA
Triticum dicoccoides is the source of this 2272-nucleotide messenger RNA. Its product is annotated as beta-1,2-xylosyltransferase XYXT1-like. NCBI's taxonomy places the organism in Eukaryota, Viridiplantae, Streptophyta, Magnoliopsida, Poales, Poaceae. The transcript is spliced from 5 exons. The record is from RefSeq and is a predicted model, not a curated record. The coding region runs from base 117 to 1844 and encodes 575 amino acids. Gene Ontology annotation, molecular function: glycosyltransferase activity.